Pediculus humanus corporis (human body louse) is the source of this 1266-nucleotide messenger RNA. RefSeq names its product Sorting nexin-4, putative. Gene Ontology annotation, biological process: protein transport. The record is from RefSeq and is a predicted model, not a curated record. Lineage: Eukaryota; Metazoa; Arthropoda; Insecta; Psocodea; Pediculidae. The coding region runs from base 1 to 1266 and encodes 421 amino acids. The transcript is spliced from 8 exons. Gene Ontology annotation, molecular function: phosphatidylinositol binding.
AUGUGGGAAUGUUAUAUUUUAAUUAAGAUAAAUCUCAAAAUUAUUGUAAAUUUAACCUUAAUUCUUAGUGAUUUGUUAUUAUGUAUAAAAAUUAAAAGUUUUUCAGUUUCUGAAGCGGAAAAAAGAAUAAAUGGUACAUUAAACCUUAGAGAAUAUUUUACAGUAUAUUUAAUUGAAACAGUAGUUAAAAAUCCUGAUUUCAAAAAAAUAUCUACAAAAUUAGGCACAAUUUGGAGACGAUAUUCAGAGUUUGAGCAAUUACAUUUUUAUUUGGAAAUAACUUAUCCUUAUCUUAUUUUACCGCCUCUUCCUGAAAAAAAAAUUUUAUUCGGAUGGCAGAAAUCAGGAUCUGAUACUUUUGAUCCGGAUUUUGUUGAUAGAAGAAGAGCUGGUUUGGAAAAUUUUUUAAUCAGAACUGCAUCUCACCCUUUACUUUGUUACGACAAAUUGUUUCUUGGAUUUUUGCAACAAGAAGAAGGAUGGCACGAACUUUGUAAAGAAACAGGUUACUUGCAACAAACUGAAAAUAAGUUGAAAGCUUUAGCUGCAUUACCUUCUAGAAUAAAAAAACCAGAUGAAAGAUUUGAAGCGUUAAAAGAUUACAGUAAUGAAUUAAAUACUCAUCUUCAAAAUCUACUUAAAACCAGAACAAGACUUGCAGAAAGAUAUUAUACUAUUUAUAAAUUGCAUGCUAAUUACGGAAGAGUAUUUUCAGAAUGGAGUGCUGCAGAAAAAACAAUGGGAGAUGGAUUACAAAAAGCAGGACAUUUCUUAGACUCGUUUGCAGCUAGCAUAGAUUUAGCUUCGGAGGAAGAAGAAGUCAUAGCAGAUCAAUUGAAGCAAUAUUUAUUUUUUGGUGCAUCUGUUCAAGCAGUUUGUAAAAGAAGAGACAUGCUUCAGUUGCAAUUACAAAGAGCUCAGGAUUAUAUAGAUGAUAGAGUAAAUCAAAUGGAGCAAGUUCAAAAGGGAAAAGUUAGUUUUAUGUCUCGUAUUUUCGGUACGACCGACAGAUUAGAAACAAAAGAACUACGAGUCAAUGCCGUAGAACAACGCAUACAAGAAGGAAAAAUUAAUAUGAAAGCCAUUGUAGAUGAACUUAAUGAUUUUACGAAGGAAGCAUUAUUAGACUACGAACGAUUCGAUAAACAAAAAACGUUAGACGUUAAAGAAACUUUAGGUAAUUACGUAGGAAUUCAAAUUAAAUUAUCUAAACAAGGUUUACAAACAUGGACUCACGUCAAGGAAUGUUUAAAUAGUUUCUCAUAA